AUGGCUUUCCCGCUUCUCUUCCUUUGCUACUUCUUCCUCGUGACCAUUCCAUUCUCCUCCUCAGCUUCACACAAAAACCAGCUUUCUCUCGACUACUACAAGAAAACAUGCCCUAAAUUCCAGCAAACCGUCGCAGAACUCGUGUACAGCAAGCAAUCCACCACCCCGUCCACCGCCCCCGGCGUUCUCCGCCUCUUCUUCCACGACUGCAUCACCGACGGCUGUGACGCCUCCAUCCUCAUAAGCUCCAAUGGUUACAUGAAAGCCGAGCGUGACGCCGAUCUCAACCUCUCCCUCUCCGCCGAAGCCUUCGACCUCAUCCUCAAGAUCAAGAACGCCCUCGAGCUCACCUGUCCCGGCGUCGUCUCCUGCGCCGACAUCAUGGCCCAAUCGACCCGCGAUCUGAUCAAGAUGGUCGGAGGGCCGUAUUACACUGUGCCAUUGGGACGAAAAGACAGUCUCUCAUCAAACGCUUCGAAGGUCGAUGCGGCCUUACCAAAGCCAGAUUUCACCAUGGACAAGAUCAUCGAGAAGUUCACGUCGAAGAACUUCACGGUCCGAGAAAUGGUGGCUCUCACCGGCGGCCACACCAUCGGAUUCACCCAUUGCAAGGAGUUCGCUCACAGGAUCUUCGGUUUCAGCAAAACAUCCCAGGUAGAUCCGACGAUGAAUCCGAAACUGGUGGAAGGAUUGAAGAAACUAUGCGCGAACUACACGAAAGACCCAUCAAUGUCGGCGUUCAACGACAUGAGAUCGCCGGGCAAGUUCGAUAACGCGUAUUACCAGAACGUGCUGCAUGGAUUAGGGCUUCUGAGCUCAGAUUCGCUUCUGGGAAGAGAUCCGAGGACGAAGCCGAUUGUUGAACAAUACGCGAAAGAUCAGAAUGCGUUCUUCCAGGAUUUCGCAAAGGCCAUGGAGAAACUGGAGGUGCUUGGAGUGAAGACAGGGAAGGGCGGUGAAGUAAGGCAAAGGUGUGAUCAAUUCAACAACAUGCGAGGUCAUCCCACCGACGAUUACGAUCAUGGAAUGCCAAUGGGUCAUCGUCGUUCGGCAGCGGCUACAGUUGGUCUGUCGUCGUCGAAGUCCUCGGUGGUGAUGCGUCGGCAUCGGCUGGCGCUGGUGGGUCCGGAUAUGAAGGAGGAGUUUGAUGAUGGGAGAUUUUGA
This is a messenger RNA of Neltuma alba, 1164 nucleotides long. RefSeq names its product peroxidase 6-like. The transcript is spliced from 2 exons. The coding region runs from base 1 to 1164 and encodes 387 amino acids. Gene Ontology annotation, molecular function: heme binding; peroxidase activity. Gene Ontology annotation, biological process: response to oxidative stress; hydrogen peroxide catabolic process. The record is from RefSeq and is a predicted model, not a curated record. Lineage: Eukaryota; Viridiplantae; Streptophyta; Magnoliopsida; Fabales; Fabaceae.